CCAUUAAUUGCAAAUGGAGAAAAGUAAGAGCAUAGGAGGGAGAAAAGGUGCAUGGACAUAUGAAGAGGACAAGCUACUGAAAGCUUGUAUUGACAAGUAUGGUGAAGGAAAAUGGCAUUUAGUUCCACAAAGAGCAGGAUUGAAUAGGUGCAGGAAAAGUUGUAGAUUGAGAUGGUUAAAUUAUUUAAACCCAGCUGUCAAUAGAGAAAGUUUUUCUGAGGAUGAAGUUGAUAUGAUCUUAAGGUUACACAAACUUCUAGGAAAUAGAUGGGCAUUGAUUGCUGCAAGACUUUCCGGUAGAACAGCUAAUGAUGUGAAGAAUUACUGGCAUACACAUUUACGCAAGAUGGUUUCAAGAAAGUUAGAAGAAAAGAAAGAAAAAGAGAAACCUAACGAAACGAUGAAAAAUCAUGAAAUUAUAAAACCUCAACCUCGAACUUUCUCAUCUCAUUCACCAUGGUUGAAUGGGAAACAUAUCGUGCAACCAAUAGUGGCGCUUUCAACGGAAGAUAGUGACAUAGAUACUAUGGUGCCAAUUAAUGAUAAUGGAGAUGAUGCUAUGUGGUGGGAAAGUUUGUUGAACAUGAGCAAUGAUCAAAUUGGCUCAUGCUCUUUACUACAAGAAGAGGGAAAUUCUAUUUUAGAGUUACCAAGUGUUGAGAACAUUUAUAUUGAAGACUCCAAUGUCAAUGAUUUUCAUUGGGAUUCCAUCCUUUCCGAAUUUGAUUCUCUUUGAGAUAUCUUAAAUUAAGAUUUGAAUU
Messenger RNA from Vicia villosa (hairy vetch), 761 nucleotides. Its product is annotated as transcription factor MYB113-like. The transcript is spliced from 3 exons. Bases 14 to 736 code for a protein of 240 amino acids. The record is from RefSeq and is a predicted model, not a curated record. NCBI's taxonomy places the organism in Eukaryota, Viridiplantae, Streptophyta, Magnoliopsida, Fabales, Fabaceae.